AUGUACGCCGUCGAGCAGGAAAGGGCCCAUCCGGUGCCGCCGCCACCUCCUCCUCUCUCAAUGGACCGCAUCUCUGGCCCGGCUGGCGCCUACCCUACCCCAGGCUCGGCACCACUAAGGACCGCCGAUCAUUUAGCUCCUGUAACGACGAUGCAUGAUGGCCGACUGUGGUCUUUGGAAGUCGUCCAACAACCUAUCCGAGCUCGCAUGUGUGGCUUUGGCGACAAGGAUCGAAGACCAAUUACUCCACCACCGUGUAUUCGGCUCAUCGUCCGAGAUGCGCAAACAAACAAAGAGAUCGAUAUCAAUGAAAUCGAUACUUCAUUUUACGUUCUCACCGUCGACCUAUGGAACGCCGACGGCAACAAUGAGGUCAACCUCGUGAAGCACUCUGCCACCUCCCCCUCAAUCUCAACCGCCAUGUCAUCCUCCUACCCACCUCCUCCUCAGCAGAGCAUGUCUUCCGCUUACCCAUCCUACACCCAAAACGCAUACGGCCAGCCCGUCGCAUACCCACCCGUCAACAACUAUUACGGCCAACAACAGAUGCAAUAUCAGAACGCGUACGGCCAGACAGUGGGUUAUCCCCAAUAUGGCUACCCACCCGGCGCCCAGAUUCCACCGACCAUGUCACCCGCACCUGUCGGGGGUGGUCCGGGAGGAAUGUUCACGCGCAAUUUGAUUGGAAGCUUGAGCGCCAGUGCUUUCCGACUGACGGAUCCCGAUAACAAGAUUGGCGUAUGGUUCAUUUUACAAGAUUUGAGCGUACGCACGGAGGGUACUUUUAGACUAAAAAUGAGCUUUGUCAACGUCGGAACUCAGUCUGCAGAGGCCAGUAAUGGGGCACCCGUGAUCAACCACGGCACUGCACCCGUUCUGGCAUCAGUCUUCAGUGAACCAUUCCAAGUAUUCUCCGCGAAGAAGUUCCCGGGUGUCAUUGAGAGCACGCAAUUGAGCAAAUGCUUCGCGCUGCAAGGAAUCAAGAUUCCCAUCCGAAAGGAUGGAGUGAAGGGACCUCGCGGCCGAGGUGGUGAUGGUGACGAUGAUGACGAGGGAUACGAUUAG
This is a messenger RNA of Penicillium malachiteum, 1065 nucleotides long. Its product is annotated as velvet factor family protein. The record is from RefSeq and is a predicted model, not a curated record. Lineage: Eukaryota; Fungi; Ascomycota; Eurotiomycetes; Eurotiales; Aspergillaceae. Bases 1 to 1065 code for a protein of 354 amino acids. The transcript has 4 exons.